Messenger RNA from Rhopalosiphum maidis (corn leaf aphid), 2108 nucleotides. RefSeq lists its product as uncharacterized. The transcript has 14 exons. Lineage: Eukaryota; Metazoa; Arthropoda; Insecta; Hemiptera; Aphididae. Bases 20 to 1735 code for a protein of 571 amino acids. Gene Ontology annotation, biological process: regulation of DNA-templated transcription. Gene Ontology annotation, cellular component: nucleus. The record is from RefSeq and is a predicted model, not a curated record.
AUUCUGUGAUUACAAUAUUAUGUUUAUCUUCUGUAUUAUCACUUAUCAGCUGAAUCAUAAAAUAACAAAAAUGUCUUCUUCGAUUAACUUGGAACACAAUCUGGAAAGUUUAGAGAAUCUUCCUGUUGAGUUGCAACGAAACUUCACUCUAAUGCGAGAUCUUGACUCCAGAGUUCAAGAACUGAUGCGUAACAUUGACAAACUGACAGCCGAUUAUAUGUCAAAUGUCAAGCGAUACACAGAAGAUAAAAAACGCGAAAUGUUGACCAACAUACAACGUCAGUUUGACAAAGCGAAAGGAUAUAGUGAUGAUAAAGUUCAAUUGUCUAUACAAACUUAUGAAUUGGUAGAUAAACAUGUUAGAAAAUUUGAUUCAGAUUUAGCACGCUUUGGAGCUGAAAUUCAAGACAAAGCCAUUAGUGCCAUAAGAAAUAUGGAGGAAAAUUCACAAAAACGAGGAUGUAAUAAGAUUAAAGACAAAGAAAUUAACAAGAAGAGUGCAUCGAGUGAAGAAGAAACAGCUCCAAACAAAACAUCUAAAAAGAAACAACUGAUAAAAGGAGUUACAAAAACAACAAGUGCAGCACCUUGUAAAACACCUUUAAUUAAUGUUGUCACUAAUCCAAAAAACCCUACAAACCGUGUUACAAGCGUUACAGCAGAAGCUAAUUCCACUACUGGUGCCGGAAUCGCACACUCGACUGAAGUAUUUGAUAUGCCUGUUGAUCCAAAUGAACCAACAUAUUGUUUAUGCAAUCAAGUAUCUUAUGGUGAAAUGAUUGGCUGUGAUAAUCCAGAUUGUCCUAUUGAAUGGUUCCACUUUGCAUGCGUCAAAUUAACUACCAAGCCUAAAGGAAAAUGGUUCUGUCUUAAAUCGAAAGAUCAAAUGAUUAAAAUAACAAAAAUGUCUUCUGCACUUAAGUUGGAGAACUUUCUGGACAGUUUAGAGAACCUUCCUGUUGAGUUGCAACGAAACUUCACUCUGAUGCGAGAUCUUGACUCCAGAGUUCAAGAACUGAUGCGUAACAUUGACAAACUGACAGCCGAUUAUAUGUCAAAUGUCAAGCGAUACACAGAAGAUAAAAAACGCGAAAUGUUGACCAACAUACAACGUCAGUUUGACAAAGCGAAAGGAUAUAGUGAUGAUAAAGUUCAAUUGUCUAUACAAACUUAUGAAUUGGUAGAUAAACAUGUUAGAAAAUUUGAUUCAGAUUUAGCAUGCUUUGGAGCUGAAAUUCAAGACAAAGCCAUUAGUGCUAUAAGAAAUAUGGAGGAAAAUUCACAAAAACGAGGAUGUAAAAAUAUUAAAGACAAAGAAAUUAACAAGAAGAGUGCAUCGAGUGAAGAAGAAACAGCUCCAAACAAAACAUCUAAAAAGAAACAACUGAUAAAAGGAGUUACAAAAACAACAAGUGCAGCACCUUGUAAAACACCUUUAAUUAAUGUUGUCACUAAUCCAAAAAAUCCUACAAACCGUGUUACAAGCGUUACAGCAGAAGCUAAUUCCACUACUGGUGCCGGAAUCGCACACUCGACUGAAGUAUUUGAUAUGCCUGUUGAUCCAAAUGAACCAACAUAUUGUUUAUGCAAUCAAGUAUCUUAUGGUGAAAUGAUUGGUUGUGAUAAUCCAGAUUGUCCUAUUGAAUGGUUCCACUUUGCAUGCGUCAAAUUAACUACCAAGCCUAAAGGAAAAUGGUUCUGUCUUAAAUGUACAACAGACAGGAAGAAAAAAUAACACAUAUUAAAAAUGAAAUAAAUUUUUUAUUUUAUAUAUACAUACAUACAGUGUAUAAUGUUAUGUUAAUUUUCUUACAGCGAAAGAUCAAAUGAUUGUAAUUUGUAAUAUUGUCAUGAAUUGAAAACACAAUAAGAAUAAAAUUUAAUUUCAUUAUAAAAUUUGUAUUGCUAAUUUAAAUAUAUAUAUUUCUUAUUCAAAACUGAAAACAAACUCCAAUUUUCAAAUUUAUUAAAUUAUAAUAAUUAUACCAGAUUUUUUAUGUUGAAAAUUGUAUUUAUGGAAUUAAAGACAAAUUUCUGACACAACAUUUAGAUAGCAUGACUGAGUCCAUUUAUACUUUCUAUCACAUAGUUUUCCAGUCUGAAUAAUG